AUGGCUGCGUCCUCUCUUGGUCAAGUUGCCACCGUGGCUGCCACUCUCCUGGCACCUCUUGUCUGCGCCCAGUCUCUGUCCGUCAAAGGCAUCGUUCUCGACACUGUGGCUCCCGCUGUCGUCAAUGUCAGCACUGCCACCAACGCCAGCACGGCCUACUUCCCCUUUGAGGCCCAACAGCUGACAGAUGCCGUUCUGUCCAACUUGACGGCCGUCAACCUAACCAGCUCGGACUUGUUCGCCUUUGCCGACGCAACCAACAGCCCCGUCGUGAAACGCUCGGGCCUGUGCCGUCUGCUUCCAGGCGACCAGCUGUACCCCAGCACCGCUGUCUGGGAUGUGCUUGGUCUGCUGCUGGGCCCCGACGUGCUGAUCAAGACGGUGCCCCUGGCCUCUCCGUGCUACACGAGCUGGGACAAUGAGGACGAGGAGCAUUGCUCGUUUAUCACCAAUAACUGGAGCAACGACUCGUACAUGCACGCCGAUGAUCCAACCUCGGUCAUGUGGCCGCUGUAUCAGGGCCGAACCUGCAUGUCGGCUACGUAUGGCAGCGAGAACUGCACGCUGGGCGGCUAUCCGUCGUACGCCGUGGCCGUGAGCAGCGUGGCACACGUGCAGCUGACCGUCAACUUUGCCCGCAAUACAAACCUGCGGCUGGUGGUCAAAAAUACGGGUCACGAUUUCAACGGCAAGUCGGCCGGCGCGGGCGCACUGUCGGUGUGGACGCAUGGUCUCAAGCAAGCCGCUUUCUACGGCUCCCUGCACCAGGACGGUUACACCGGGCCGGCCAUCAAAGUUGGCACUGGCAUCCAGGCCUUUGAGCUGUACGAGUUUGCCCAGGCACACAACGUCACUGUGGUCGGUGGCGAGGGAAAGACAGUCGGCGUGGCCGGCGGCUACAUGUUGGGUGGCGGCCACUCGCCGCUAUCGAGCAUCUACGGCAUGGCAUCCGACCAGCUGCUGGCCAUGGAAGUCGUCCUUCCCGACGGCCGCUUCAUCACCGCUAGCAACAGCUCGCACCCAGACCUCUUCUGGGCUCUGCGUGGCGGCGGCGGCAGCACCUUUGGCAUCGUCACGUCGCUGACCGUCAAGGCUUACCCGCGCCUUCAGGUCGCCGUCGCCACCUUCAGCUUCAUCGGCGGCGGUGGCUCAGCAACCAACAUCUCUACCGACGUCUUCUGGCAGGGCGUCACUGCCUACCUCGCCCGCCUGCCAUCUUUUGUCGACGCCGGCUGCUACGAGUACUUUUCUGUCUCUCUCACCGCCACCGACUCCCUCGCCUUCAAGAUGGCCCCCUUCUUUGCCCCCAGUCAUACCACCGCCUCGCUCGCCGCCCUGAUCGAACCGCUGCUAGUCGAUCUCGAUCGCCUCGGCAUCGAUGUCCGCUCUGGCCUCACUUACUAUGCCUGCGACAACUUUUACGACGCCUGGGACCUGCACUUUCCGCUCGAGACCGUCGGCAUCACCUUUGUCAAGACCGCCAGCCGCCUCUUCCCGCGUGAAAACUUUGAGCCGCUGACUGGCAACGCCACCCUCUUCAACGACACAGUCGCUGCUUUCCGCAGCACCAUCUCCGAUGGUGGUGCCCUCCUCGCCUUCAAUAUCGGCGCCAACCCUCCGGCCGGCUACCCCGACAGUGCCGUCAACCCGGCCUGGCGCAAGACCGUCAUGCACGCCAUCCUCGGCGCCUCUUGGAGCCCCACGGCAGACAUUGACACCAUCGCCGCUGCCUGCCUCAAGCUCACCAACGACUGGAUGCAGCGCUGGCGUGAUGUCUCCCCCACUGCUGGUGCUUACAUGAGCGAGGCCGACAUCCUCGAGCCCAACUUCCAGCAGGCCUUUUACGGCACCGACCACUAUGUCCGCCUCUACGCCCUGAAGCAGGCACUCGAUCCCUGGGGCCUAUUCUAUGCUCCCACCGGCGUUGGAAGCGAGAACUGGUACAUCACCGGCCAGAUCGAGGGCCUUCCUACCCAGAAUGGCCGCCUCUCACGUCUAGACGCGCGACUGGCUCUUUAG
This is a messenger RNA of Grosmannia clavigera kw1407, 2019 nucleotides long. Its product is annotated as FAD-binding domain containing protein. Bases 1 to 2019 code for a protein of 672 amino acids. Gene Ontology annotation, molecular function: FAD binding; oxidoreductase activity. Lineage: Eukaryota; Fungi; Ascomycota; Sordariomycetes; Ophiostomatales; Ophiostomataceae. The record is from RefSeq and is a predicted model, not a curated record. The transcript is spliced from 3 exons.